This is a messenger RNA of Leptidea sinapis, 432 nucleotides long. RefSeq lists its product as uncharacterized. Bases 1 to 432 code for a protein of 143 amino acids. The record is from RefSeq and is a predicted model, not a curated record. The transcript is spliced from 5 exons. Lineage: Eukaryota; Metazoa; Arthropoda; Insecta; Lepidoptera; Pieridae.
AUGGUGGACAAAGCUUGGCGAAACAGUAAGAUAAUCAUGUGCCUGAAGAAUGGAAUAAGCACAUCGUCAGCCGUGGCGAUUGCAAAUUUUGGUGUUAAAGAAGUUGAAACAAAAAUAAAGAGUAUUAGAUCAACAUAUGCGCAAGAAUUGAAAAAAAUUAAAGAUUCAUCAAAAUGUGGGUCUGGCACUGAUGACAUUUACAAGCCAACUAUAAAAUGGUUUGAUAUGUUACAUCAAGCAUUAAAUUCGGUGACUAUUAGUGUAUCGAGAAAAAAACACAGGUUGAUGGGAAUAGGCCUUUCAAAAACUCUGAAUCAACACGAGUUUGACCAUUUUGCUAAAAGUGUUGCAGGACAGUUAAAAGCUAUGCCUUUGCUUUUGGCGCUGGAAGCUCAAAAACAUAUCCAAAACUAUUUGUCCGAUAUGCAGUAA